CAUAUACAAAGCUGAGAGAGAAAAAGAAAACAGAAUUGGGAGUAGGAGCCACGGUGGAGAAAAAAUCCCAAGUAAUCCAACCAAACCAACCUCCUGUCUCAAAAUUCAGGCCAUUUUCCCCCAUAACCCAAAUCCAUUGCCUUGUCUUCAUUAAACAUUCCUCCCCUUUUCAUGCUCCACCCUUUGCCCCUUCUCUAAUCAACUUUAUUAUUAUACUUAUAUAUUGAAUUAAGCAAAUAUAAACUAUAAAGCCUAAAAGGCCACGUUCACUCUUCUGGUAUACAAAACUAUCCUGCCACCAAAUAUAUAUAUAUAUAUAUAUGCCUCAGUUCUUGUGCCUGACCAUGUUCAUUUGCUUCCUUCAUAUUGCAGUUAACCUUUCUUGGUUUUAGGGACUGUAAUUGUAUAUAUAUACUUUGCCCUUAAUCCCACACACUCCCAAGCUCCGAUUUGAGCUUUUUUUUUUCUUUUUUCUUUUUUCUUUUACUUUUUUUUAUUAGUCAUGGCUGAGUUUCACUCCGUGCAAUGCAACUGUGGAGUCAAGGCCUCUACAAAGAGAAAGCGAAAUGGAUUUUCCACCAAGUGUGCUUCAUUGGUUAAGCAGCAACGUGCUCGACUCUACAUCUUGCGCCGAUGUGCCACUAUGCUCCUUUGUUGGUACAUACAUGGCGACGAUUAGCUAGCAAGCAAAACCGAACCAUCAACUACAGGCUUCAUCGAUCAAAGCUUAACCUGUGUUUGGUUCCAUGGGGGCUACAGUGUGGCACAAUUUUGCUCAUAGUUUCCUUUCUAUUUUUUUUUCUUUUUGACCUAAUGGGAGUGAUCCCAUUGGGGUUUUAAAAGGAACAUAUGAGCAAAAGUUUAUGGCUGCACUCUUGCUUUUUCACCAAAGCUGACGUUAAGCAUGAUUUUCAUGGAGUUUGGUGUAUGUCAUAAAAUAGUUGUUUGCUUGUUGACAACUUGACAUCAUAAGGUUAAAUGGCAAACUUUGUAUUUGGGUUUUUCUUUUUUUUUUUUCCCUUCACUUACCUAACCAUCAAAUGCCUUUUUGGGUAAUCGUCGAAGUGCUAUGAAGCAAAUAAAAAUCCUUGGAGGAAUCACUUCUUACAGUUGUA
Molecule: messenger RNA, 1115 nt
Organism: Gossypium raimondii (Peruvian cotton)
Lineage: Eukaryota; Viridiplantae; Streptophyta; Magnoliopsida; Malvales; Malvaceae
Product: small polypeptide DEVIL 19
Exons: 1
Coding region: 503-679 (58 amino acids)
Biological process (GO): negative regulation of cell population proliferation
Source: RefSeq, a predicted model, not a curated record